CGUGGAGUAGCGUUCAGCAGGAAGAAGCCAGGCAGGGUACUGACGGCUGCUGAUUCUGGGGCUGGUGAGGAAAUCAAGGACAAUCCUCACCAUGGACCCACCAUCAACAAGCCAGGCCUCCCAAGCCCAGCCUGAAGCCCCAUCCCCACUAGUCUCCUACCGCUGGCACACAGGGGGCAGUGGGGAGAAGAGGACUGGAGGGUCCCACUGGGGCCGCCUUGCGGGCUGGGGGAGGGCACUGAGCCACCAGGAACCCAUGGUCAGCAGCCAGCCGACCCAGCCGGCCCGGCGCUCGCUGUUCCGCCGGGUCUUCUCUGCGCCCCCCAAGGAGUCACGCACAAGCCACCUCCGAAUAUCCAAGACUCUCUGGGGGAGGCAUAAAAGCCCAUCGCUGGAGCCAGAGUCGGAGCCAGAGGCUUCAGAGCCUAAGCCAGAGCCGGAGACCCCUACACCACAGAUCCCCGAAGCCCCCACACCUGAUGUGCCCGUCUGGAACAUUGGGGCUUUCACCCUACUUGAUGGGAGGCUGGUGCUGCUCGGGAGUGAGGAGGAGGGUCCUCAUCAGUCCCGGAUGGGGAGCGCUAGCUCUGAGAGCAGCAUCCAUGCGACCAUGGGGAACCUCAAGGAUCCAGAUCGGAUCCCUGGAAAGACUGAGCCAGAGGCUGCUGGCCCCAACCAGGUCCACAAUGUUCGGGGGUUGCUCAAACGGCUGAAAGAAAAGAAAAAAGCCAAGUCGGAGCUGGGAGCCAGUGCCUCUCGGGAUGGACCCCCCAGUGCUCUGGGCUCUCGGGAAUCGCUGGCCACACUCUCGGAGCUGGACCUGGGCUCCGAGCGAGAUGUGAGGGUAUGGCCACUGCACCCCAGCCUCCUGGAGGAGCCCCACUGCUUCCAGGUAACUUGGGCAGGCGGGAGACGCUGCUUCUCCUGUCGCUCGGCCGCUGAGAGAGACCGCUGGAUCGAGGACCUUCGUCGCCACUUCCAACCCAGCCAAGACAACGUGGAGCGGGAAGAGACGUGGCUGAGCGUGUGGGUGCACGAGGCGAAGGGGCUGCCCCGGGCGGCCGUGGGGGCGCCAGGAGUGCGCGCGGAACUGUGGCUGGACGGCUCGCUGUUGGCGCGCACUGCGCCCCGAGCUGGCCCAGACCCGCUCUUCUGGGCGGAACGCUUCCACUUCGAGGCGCUGCCGCCCGCGCGUCGCGUGUCGUUGCGGCUGCGCCGAGCUGGCCCGGGGGGCGCAGCGCUCGGCCGCGCUACACUGGCGCUGGAGGAGCUGGGCGCCCCCCGCGCGCCCGCCGCCGGCCUGGAGCGCUGGUUUCCGCUGCUUGGGGCGCCAGCCCGCGCGGCGCUGCGGGCUCGAAUCCGGGCGCGGCGCCUGCGCGUGCUGCCGUCCGAGCGCUACAAGGAGCUGGCCGAGUUCCUCACUUUCCACUACGCGCGCCUCUGCGGGGCGCUGGAGCCCGCUCUGUCCGCGCAGUCCAAGGAGGAGCUGGCGGCUGCCAUGGUGCGCGUGCUGCGGUCCACCGGCCGGGCGCAGGCACUGGUGACAGACCUGGGCACCGCGGAACUGGCACGCAGUGGAGGCCGUGAAGCGCUGCUGUUCCGGGAAAACACAUUGGCCACCAAAGCCAUCGAUGAGUACAUGAAGCUGGUGGCACAGGACUACCUCCAAGAGACGCUCGGGCAGGUCGUGCGGCGUCUCUGUGCCUCCACUGAGGACUAUGAAGUGGACCCCAGCAAGUGCCCGGCCUCAGAGCUGCCCCUGCACCAAGCCAGACUGCAAAACAGCUGCGAGGAGGUCUUCCAGAACAUCAUCAACUCCUAUGACUGGUUUCCUGCGGAGCUAGGCACUGUGUUCUCAGGCUGGCGGGAAGCAUGCAAGGCACGUGGCUCUGAUGCGCUGGGCCCCCGCCUGGUGUGUGCCUCUCUCUUUCUGCGGCUCCUGUGUCCUGCCAUCCUGGCACCCAGCCUCUUUGGCCUGGCACCAGAGCACCCAGCCCCUGGCCCAGCCCGCGCCCUCACACUGAUCGCCAAGGUCAUCCAGAACCUCGCUAACUGUGCACCGUUUGGUGAGAAGGAGGCCUACAUGGACUUCAUGAAUUGCUUCCUGGAGGAUCAUGGACCUGCCAUGCAACACUUCCUGGACCAAGUGGCCACGGUGGAUGUGGAUGCAGCACCCAGUAGUUACCAGGGCAGCAGUGACCUGGCCCUCCAGCUGGCGGUACUGCAUGCCCAACUCUGUACCAUCUUUGCUGAACUUGACCAGGUAACCCGUGACAGCCUGGAACCGCUGCCCACCAUUCUGCAGGCCAUAGAGGAGGGCCGGCCUGUACCUGUAUCUGUGCCAAUGCGUCUCCCACCACCCCCAGCCCAGGUCCACUCCAGCUUUUCCGCAGGGGAAAAGCCCGGCUUUCUGCCUCCUCGAGACCUCCCCAAGCACACCCCUCUCAUCUCCAAGAGCCAGUCCCUGCGCAGCGUUCACGGUGCAGGCAGUUGGAUCCGGCAGAGGCCAGAGGAGGAGAGGCCCCUACGGCUGCCCCGGCUGGUGCAGCGCACGCAGAGCGUACCAGCUGGCCGUCCUGCUCGCCGCCGCCCAUCUGUAGGACCUCGACCGCGACCCAAAAGCUCCCUACGGACCGGCCCCGCACAGCACAGCCGACCCUGGACCAGGGCCUCAGCCUCGCUGCCUCGGAAGCCAUCAGUACCCUGGCAACGCCAGCUUGACCAGCCGCAGGACACAGACCAGGCGCUGGGUACACACCGACCGGUCGGGAAGCUGGCAGCACUGCAAUGCGAGGUGGCCGCUUUGCGCAAGGAACAGAAGGUGCUGUCUGGCCUCGUGGAGUCGCUGAGCACCCACAUCCGGGCCUUGAUGGAGCAGCAGCAGCAGCUUCGCGGCCAGCUGGAGGAAUUGGACUCCAGGCUCGGUGGAGGGACCUCGCAACUCGAUCCAGAGCGCGACCCUCCAAGCAGUGAGGCCCACAGGCUGAAAAGUCUGGAGCGCCGCCUGGCUGAGAUGGAGAGUUCUCAAGCCCAGCUAAAGGAUGCCAUACAGAGCCUGCCGCUCCUUCCAACGAUGCCGGUGUCCCGGAGCCAGCCCCUGCCCCUCAAAGCACCCUCUGUCAACGGAGACACCACCUGAGCUGCCUACUCCGCCCCCACGUGGUCUGGGAGUAAAGAAAUAGUCAUAUUAGGGGCCCAUCCGAUCCCUGCCUCAGCCCUAUAUGGCCUUCAGUGGGGAGUGGAGCUGUAGGUGCCAAGCAGUCUGGCACUGUGAGGUUACCCAGUAAAAUCUUGA
This is a messenger RNA of Rhinolophus ferrumequinum (greater horseshoe bat), 3295 nucleotides long. It is a transcript of the gene RASAL3, whose product is annotated as RAS protein activator like 3. Gene Ontology annotation, biological process: regulation of GTPase activity. The record is from RefSeq and is a predicted model, not a curated record. Lineage: Eukaryota; Metazoa; Chordata; Mammalia; Chiroptera; Rhinolophidae. The transcript has 18 exons. Bases 92 to 3139 code for a protein of 1015 amino acids.